Molecule: messenger RNA, 1603 nt
Organism: Condylura cristata (star-nosed mole)
Lineage: Eukaryota; Metazoa; Chordata; Mammalia; Eulipotyphla; Talpidae
Gene: DDX39A
Product: DEAD (Asp-Glu-Ala-Asp) box polypeptide 39A
Exons: 11
Coding region: 187-1470 (427 amino acids)
Biological process (GO): mRNA export from nucleus; mRNA splicing, via spliceosome
Molecular function (GO): RNA binding; ATP binding; RNA helicase activity
Source: RefSeq, a predicted model, not a curated record
CAACGCUUCCCGCAAGUUCCAAUCACCGCUUCCUUCUCUCUUGAAUGAAAAGCCAGAGAUCCAGUGAGGGGGUUACAGUCGGACGCCGGAGGCAGGAAGCUCGGUAGCUCGAGUGGGGGCGCGAGACCAAUACCCGAGUCGAGCGGCUCUCCUCGAAGCACGCGGAGGCGAACGGGAACCAGCACCAUGGCAGAACAGGAUGUGGAGAAUGAGCUUCUGGACUAUGAGGAAGAUGAAGAGCCCCAGGCGCCUGCAGAGAGCACUCCAGCUCCCCCUAAGAAAGAUGUCAAGGGUUCCUACGUCUCCAUCCACAGCUCAGGCUUCCGGGACUUUCUGCUGAAGCCGGAGCUCCUGAGGGCCAUAGUGGACUGUGGCUUUGAGCACCCAUCAGAGGUGCAGCACGAGUGCAUUCCUCAGGCCAUUCUGGGCAUGGAUGUCUUGUGCCAGGCCAAGUCAGGGAUGGGCAAGACGGCAGUCUUUGUGCUGGCCACCCUGCAGCAGAUCGAGCCUGUCAACGGACAGGUAACAGUCUUGGUGAUGUGCCACACACGGGAGCUAGCCUUUCAGAUCAGCAAGGAAUAUGAGCGCUUCUCCAAGUACAUGCCUAGUGUCAAGGUGUCUGUGUUCUUCGGAGGCCUCUCCAUCAAGAAGGAUGAAGAGGUAUUGAAGAAGAACUGUCCCCAUGUAGUGGUAGGGACUCCGGGCCGAAUCCUGGCACUUGUGCGUAACCGGAGUCUCAACCUGAAGAAUGUGAAGCACUUUGUGCUGGAUGAGUGUGACAAGAUGCUGGAGCAGCUGGACAUGCGGCGGGAUGUACAGGAGAUCUUCCGCCUUACACCCCAUGAGAAGCAGUGCAUGAUGUUCAGUGCCACCCUCAGCAAAGAGAUCCGGCCCGUCUGCAGGAAAUUCAUGCAAGAUCCCAUGGAGGUAUUUGUGGAUGAUGAGACCAAGCUCACCCUACAUGGGCUGCAGCAGUACUAUGUCAAGCUCAAAGACAGUGAGAAGAACCGCAAACUCUUCGACCUACUGGACGUGCUGGAGUUUAACCAGGUGGUGAUCUUUGUGAAGUCGGUUCAGCGCUGCAUGGCCCUAGCCCAGCUCCUUGUGGAGCAGAACUUCCCAGCCAUUGCCAUCCACAGGGGCAUGGCCCAGGAGGAGCGGCUGUCACGCUAUCAGCAGUUCAAGGACUUCCAGCGGCGGAUCCUGGUGGCCACCAAUCUGUUUGGCCGAGGGAUGGACAUUGAACGAGUCAACAUCGUUUUCAACUAUGACAUGCCUGAGGAUUCAGACACCUACCUCCAUCGGGUGGCUCGUGCAGGCCGCUUUGGCACCAAAGGCUUGGCCAUCACUUUUGUGUCUGAUGAGAACGAUGCCAAAAUCCUCAAUGAUGUUCAGGACCGGUUUGAAGUGAAUGUGGCAGAACUUCCUGAGGAAAUCGAUAUUUCCACAUACAUUGAGCAGAGCCGGUAACCAUGUGCUGGUGGCCCAGAAAUACCUUGCUUCCCACGUGCUUCUUCAGGUCCUCUUUCUAGGCAACAGUGGGGCUUUCUUUUUACUGUUGAAGGCUGUAGAUUUGUGUAAGAAUAAAUUUUUAUUAUGUAUG